Molecule: messenger RNA, 2106 nt
Organism: Clonostachys rhizophaga
Lineage: Eukaryota; Fungi; Ascomycota; Sordariomycetes; Hypocreales; Bionectriaceae
Source: the annotation of a GenBank genome assembly
AUGGAUAUUCUCAAAGUCUUGUCCCGCGGUACGAAAAAGGUCACAAACAACAAGCAGCUUGGAGCCAAGCCUGCAGCUCAGUUGCCAUCCGCUGGAGCCAAGCCUCACCCUCAGCUCUUCCACGACGAGGUGCGCGGCCAGAAGAGGAAGCGAAAAGUCGGAGAUGAGCCCGAGGAGAAGAACGAAUCAGACCUCCCCGAAGUCGAUUUUUUCGCGCCGAAGCCAGAGUCCGGGUCGAAGCCUGGCAACGAGAAGAAGCAAAUGGCCGAGCAGACGCCGACGACCACUACGCCCGCUCAAGUCGCGAAACUCUUGACGGAAGACCAAUGCCGGCAGCUGCUCAAGUCGCAUCGAUUGAAGAUUACUCUUCUGUCAAAGGUGGAGGACCAGUCCAGGGUCAAGAAGUCCAAAAAGAAGAAGAAGAAGGUUGCCGUUGAGCCAAAGAAGGAGGACAAGAAGCAGCUGUUCCCGCAGGUCCUGGAGAGCUUUGGUGAGCUGCGGACGUCGUAUGGCAUCUCGAGGAGAGUCGCCGAGAAUCUGUUGGUUCAAGGAUACCGGGAGCCCACCGAGGUACAAAUGGGUAGUUUGCCAUUGCUGCUUCGCCCAGACCUGGCCCUGCCUGACGAGGGCGGCCUGGAGCACGGGGUGGACUUCCUGGCGGUGGCUCCUACGGGAAGUGGCAAGACGAUCAGCUUCAUGAUCCCCGCCAUCAACAACAUCAUGCGCCGGAGGUCGGAAGAAAAGUUGAACAGCAUUCAUGAGCUCGAGGCUAUCAUUAUUGCUCCGACUCGGGAGCUCGCCUACCAGAUCGUGAAUGAAGGUCGCAAGAUUCUGCAGGGCACUUCGCUCCGAAUCGUGGCGAUGAAGAAAGGCAUGGCCGUUGCCGCUGAUCAGCAGGAGAUAUCUGAGGACGGCUCUGAUGAAAGCGGGAGCGAGCAGGAGCCAGACUCCGAGGAGGAGAGGAAGUACGAAAAGACUAAGCGUGGGACACCGACGAAAGCCGACAUCUUGGUAACGACACCGCUCCUUCUUCUGAACUUCCUAAACUCGGGAUCUUCCCAAGCUCAAAAGGUGUUGCCGACAGUGAGGGAUCUUAUUCUCGACGAGGCAGAUGUGCUUCUCGACCCGCUAUUCAGGGAGCAGACGCUGGGGCUCUGGACGGCAUGCACAAGACCAGAGCUGCGUGUCUCAUUCUGGUCAGCUACUAUGGGAUCGAAUAUCGAAUCGCUGGUCACGGAAAGACUACAGCAACGUACGGAGUCACUGGGCACCAACCCGAAGCCAUUCGUGCGAUUGGUCGUCGGCUUGAAAGACACAGCCGUCCCCAACAUCACCCACAAGCUCACAUACACGGCAAGCGAACAAGGAAAACUCCUGGCUCUCCGUCAACUACUCCGCCCAUCAUCCAGAGACGAGUCUGGGCCACCCCUGAGACCUCCGUUCCUGGUCUUCACACAGACUAUCGACCGAGCCACGGCGCUGCAUGAGGAACUCAAAUAUGAUAUCCCGCUCGAGGCUGGCGGCUCUACUAGGAUUGCUGCUCUUCACAGCGGACUGGCAGACUCGGCCAGGGCCACCAUCAUGCGCAAGUUCCGGGCGGGAGAUAUCUGGGUCCUGAUCACCACAGAUGUCCUCGCCCGAGGUGUUGACUUUGCCGGUGUGAAUGGCGUCGUGAACUACGACGUCCCUGGCUCGAGCGCGGCGUACGUGCACCGUGUCGGCCGCACAGGUCGGGCUGGGCGCGAGGGAGGCGUGGCCGUGACCUUCUACACCAAAGAGGACAUCCCCUUUGUGAAGAUGGUCGCCAACGUUAUCGCUGCGAGCGAGAAGCAGGCCGGGAAGACGGGGGAUGACGCCGGGGUCCAGAAGUGGCUUCUGGAUGCCCUGCCUAACGUGGCAAAGGCCGACAGGAAGAAGCUCAAGGAGCGUGGUGUCGAGGCUCGUCGGACUGGAGGUGGAACCCAGGCCAAGAUCACCUCACGGAGUGGCUUCGAGCGCCGCAAGGAGAAUAAUAAACGUGGUGCUAUUGCUGCAAGCAAGAAGAGAAGGGAUGAGCCCAGCGAUGAUAGCGGUGAUGAGGACGAAUGGGGCGGUCUCGAUGAUUAG